Rhizoctonia solani is the source of this 2451-nucleotide messenger RNA. RefSeq names its product ubiquitin carboxyl-terminal hydrolase. Gene Ontology annotation, biological process: protein deubiquitination. Gene Ontology annotation, molecular function: cysteine-type deubiquitinase activity. Lineage: Eukaryota; Fungi; Basidiomycota; Agaricomycetes; Cantharellales; Ceratobasidiaceae. The transcript is spliced from 14 exons. The record is from RefSeq and is a predicted model, not a curated record. Bases 1 to 2451 code for a protein of 816 amino acids.
AUGGCUGAGAAACUGUUGCAGCCGCGCACCACUGUCUCUUACAAUCGUUCGCAAGCAGGGUGGCAGUUACUCGGUCACAGCUUGGUCUGGACUCUCGCAGCCAAGACUGUCGCUAUCCUCUCCGAUCCCAUUUCUGGUGAUGAGAUAGCCCCUGACAAUGCGCAUGAACCUGGUCCACUCCUUGGCAAAGGUUCAGACUAUUUUAGCAAACUUCAAGCAUCUCAUGAUGCGAACAAGAGCAAGGCGAGGCAAAGCCCGGCCCCAGCGGUACAGCAAGGGACCACGGGUUUACAAAAUCUCAAUACUUGUGUUAUGAAUUCCGCGCUCCAGUGCCUGACCCAUAUUCCCGAACUCGAGGAAUACUUCCUUUCCGGUCUUUAUAAGCAAGAGCUGAACUACGAUAACCCUCUCGGCAUGCAGGCUCAUCCGCCAAGCCUGCGACAAAGAGCUAUGGGUGAGGCAACUCCACAAACUCGCUAUCAACAGCAUGAUACUCAACAGUUUCUCGGGUUCUUGUUGGGCGGAUUGCACAAGGACUUGAAUCGAGUGCUCAAGAACCCAUACGUCAAGAAACCCGAAUGGCCAGAAGAAGGCGGUAACGAAAAGGCGGUUGCAAAGGAGACCUGGGAAGGGUACAAGAAGCGAAACAAAAGCAUAAUCGUUGAUCUCUUUCAGAGUAUGUACAAGAGCACGCUUGUAUACCCCGAAUGUAGCAAAAUCUCAAUCACAUUCGAUCCCUUUAUGUAUCUCACGCUUCCUCUGCCUGUGACGAAAACAUGGCGGCACAUUAUUCAUUGGGUUACCUGGGAUACGAGAAAACGUACGCUGGCCGUCGAAAUCGAGGUUCCAAAGGACCCGAGCUAUGGAUAUCUGAAGAAGCUGUUCGCCAAAUGGUUCAGGGUCAAAGCGGAAAGUCUCCUUGCGGCGAAAGUAUGGUCGCAUAAAUUCUACAAGUUUUACGACGACUAUGUGAAUUUGACCGAACUCGCCAAGAAAGAUACCCUAGUCGCAUACGAACUUCCCGUUCCCGUCAAAUCUAUCGCCAAACCUCCUCCUCAAACGUCCUCGUUUACAUUUGGCGCUAAACCAAAACCAUCUCCAAAACCGACCCAAGCGCCCCAUUCCUGCUACCUGGAUUCCACAUCUCCGAGGCUCAACGCAGUACAGCGUUUGGCGUACCGUUCUUUGUUGCCACUUAGCAAGGACGAAGAUGGCGAAGGGGAGUUGGUUGAACAAAUACCUCCCAAGGCGGACGAGGCGGACGAAGCUGUGACGAAGAUCAGGCCACAAGCCGACGAGAUGAAGGUCGAGGUGGUUCGAGAUGUGGAGAUGCAAGCUGCCCAGGAAAUCGUGGCCAAAGAGGAAGCGUCUACGGAGCACGCUCAGGAUGACGGAAAACUCGCGUCUCUUGCUGAACCGCAAGGGGAAGAGGACUUCGAGGUAAUUGGUCCGCAAACCGAAUUAUUCGAACUACAACUAUUUAACUCGGUAACAGCGACUAGGAUCGAAACAGGGCUCAAUAUGAAUGCUUCUUCCGUUCGAUGGGUUGACUGGAAUACGCUAAUUGUCGAGAAGCUGUCCCAACCCACGCCGCUGGUCAAGCCCACCGACGCUCUCGUACGCCAGUGGUCAUUGCCAAUGCAGACACAUUUCUUUGGCUCCGAGUCUUUGCUUUUUGACGAGUGGGAGGAGCAUUCUAUCGAUCUCGAAGAUUGUCUCAACGAGUUCACGAAGGAAGAGCAACUUGGCGAGGAAGACCUCUUGUAUUGUCUUAGGCGCAAAAAGCAUCAGCAAGCAACCAAAAGAUUCGAGCUCUGGUCCGUACCCAAUAUAUUUGUUGUCCGCCUCAAACGUUUCUCCAACGCCCGCGCCAUGCAAGAUAAGAUCCAUGCUCUCGUUGAGUUCCCGAUCUCUGAACUUGAUCUGAGUACACGAGUUGGGGAGAGCGGUCAAUCGGAUGAAUGCGUGUAUGACCUAUUUGCAGUUGAUGAGCAUAUGGGCGUUCUUGGUGGAGGUGACUAUUGGGCAUAUGCAAAGAACUUGUCCGAUGGCAAAUGGUACCACUUUGAAGAUAGUUAUGUCAGCAAGUCAAGCGCUGAAGACUCGGUCAAUGCUAACGCAUCUUUGUUAUUCUACCAAAGACGCUUGUCAGAUUCUAAGGCUGUAAUAGAGAAGAUUUGUACACGCGUCUACUCAAAUCAGGGGCCUGACUCCCAAAAGUCUAUUGACAUGGGAGGGCAGCUUCCUAUGAUUUCCCGGGGCCAUACAGAUCCCAACCUUGGUGGCUCCAACAACAACCCCACCUUCACCACACCAUCACCAGUGACCACCGGCUCCGCUGGUGCCAAGUACAAUUCACUUAAAGAGAAAGACCAAGAUGGAGUAGAGGGGCUAGGAGGGGUUGCGGUUGAGGUUACAACCACCACAACCAUGGAGAGGAAAGAGUUAUAG